UUGGAUCUGAAGGAGAGGGAGAAGAAAUUGCUACGUGUGAUGGGCUAGAUCCUACGCACAAACACACCCAGCGCUGAUUCCAUGUUAUGGGCCGUCACUCCCCAAAACCUCAAAUUGCUGUAAUCAGAGGAAGGCAAAGGAAACACAGUCCCAGUAUAAAACCUUCCGAGGGUGCUCCAUCCCACACCGUGCAGGCUCUGAGGGAGCACCGACCAUGAAGGCUUUUCUCAUUGCCCUGCUGGCGGCAGUCCUGUGUGCCGAGCCAGCUUCCUCGCUGUUUUGCUACACAUGUGAUAAUGAGCACUCUAACUGGAACUGUCUUAAAACCUACAAGUGUGAAGAUCAUGAGAAAUACUGCAUAACCACAUACAGCUCUGCUGGGUUCGGCAAGGACACGGGAUACCGCAUCACCAAGAAGUGUUCUGCAGACUGUCCCGAGACUAACAUGAACUUUGGCGUGGCGGCCAUUUCCACCAAGUGCUGCGGGACCUCCCUGUGCAAUUUCAGCGGGGCCAACAGCGUGAAAAUCAGCUACGCUGUGAUGCUCCUGGGAAUAGUGGCCAGCUUGGUCUGUGUCAUCAGGGCAGGUUUGUGAUGAGGGCUGCAGGUAGGAGAAGACAUGACCACCCAAGGACCUGCACGGUCUUGCCAAACCAAGAAACCAACACCUUCUGUCAAGUGUCUUCAUCAGGGUCUGUGCUAUUAUUUUUUUUCUAAGAUCUCGUUUCAGAUCCGAUCCACAAAAUGGCAUGGCAGUAUAGCUCCUAUUUUCCCCCUAUGUGAUUUGUUGUUUUGUACUAAUUUUCCCCAAGAAAGCUCUUUUGAUAUCAUGUGUGUGACGAUUGUCAGCCAAAAUAAAGAUUUAUGUUAUUCUACAGCCUGUUUGAUAUAUCCACACUAAGCUCAGCUUGAGAAAACCGGUCUUCCAGAGAAAGGGCUGUGUUUUGAAUCUCUACUCCACAUCAAAUCCCUUUUAUUUUUUUUUUUUAGCAUCUGGGAUCCUCCCUUGGCUGCCUUUCUCCAUUGACUCGGUCACAUCCAGCAGCUCAAGAAAGCCACUCCAUAACGCCCCACGUUAUGCCUGAUGACUCAGAGCUGAUGGAUGAAGGUGUCAAUCUGGAAAGGCCAAAGCCGUUUGAGCUGUCCCCAUUGCAAGGUGGUGCUUGCAGCAGCAGAGAGGAGUUUUGUAACCGCAGACACGCGGGAGAGGGGGGCGGCAGGUUGCGCUCGUGGCUGUGCCAGCAGCUCCUCAUGGGAUCUCUGCAAGGUGGGUGGUUUCAUCUUUUAAAAUGAGUAAAAGGCCCUCCCCAUGGUGCUGGGGAUGUCCGAGAUGAGGAUGGUGCUGCUGGAGUUGUCCUCACUGGGAGGCGACCUGCCUGGAGGAGCUGCUGCCGAGAGAUUGCUCCUGAUUUUCCCAUGGGAAAUGGGGAGCAGGCAGAGGUGGUGGUGCCCGAUCAGAUGGGGAGCUCUCUGCUCUGUCCCUGCUGCAUUUCCAGGCUUGGGGAUGGGGGAGAUGAGGUGGAGAUCCUCAGAGAACUCAGAGGAGCAGAGCUACAUGUAAGACAAUCAAGCGACGUGCACUCUUGUAAUUCCUCUCUUGUAAAUCCACUCUUGUAAUUCCUGGAGGAGGAGGGCUGGUGGAGAAGCAGCACCUGGAAACCCCCCCCUUGUUCUCAGCCCAUCUGGUUUUGAGGGGAGCCCUGCUCCAGGCAGGCCUCAAAGGGUCUGGGUGGUGGGGAGAAGCCACGGAGCUGGCUGCAGGCUGCGAGGAUGGAGGGGAUGGUGGUUAGUCACUCUGCGAAGAUGUCAUUUCUGGGCAAGGAGGGUGUCCUGGCAUUUGGUUAAAUAUACAGUAUACAUGGGCUCACUGAAGAAUGGCAGUGUUGUGGCAUUUCUGUUCAGAGAGUCCAAUGGAAACUUGGCGACCGCACUCUUUUUUUAAUCACUUUUACCAUCUUUUCUUUCCCCGUAUGCUAGCCACAGCAAUUUCUGAAAUUGUUCUUAAAGCUUUAGGCCAACUGGAAAAAUCCACAAACGUUUGAAUGAAGCAUCAUGGUUAGUUUCAAAUUCAGCUUUUGUUUCAUGAAAAAUACACGUUUUCACCAAAAUAAAUUGUUCUUCCUUCCUUCUCACAUGACAAUUUCAACGAGGUUUAGAACAAGACAAGCAAACACUCACCUCCCUCACUCUCAGUUAUAUCCUUUGUUCCUCUUUUCAUAACUUCCAGAUACUUGUAAAGUGCAAUGUUUUCUUCUCUUUUGCCCGGGCCCUCCGGUGACCUAAUGAUCUGUGUCUGUCCCCCUGGAUUCUUUUCAAUCUGUCUCACCUGGUACUGAUGAGGGAUGAAGAUAGCAUUAACAUCAGAGGGACACAUGGGAGCAGUUGGAAGAGUGCAGGACCAGCCAAUGGCAAAUCCCAGCUGACAGAAAAACCCUGCAAUAAUUCCUUUAAAAAACACACAGCCUCUCCAUCUCAAAAUCUCAGCAGCUUGCAGGAGACAAGAGAUAUUUUAGUUUUUGCUUGGAUGAGACUACAAGGGAGGAAAAAAAAAAAGUGCCUGGCUGAGCUGCUAUUUCUGUACCUGUUAAUGGAUGCUGUUGGCUGAAAUAAAUCUGAAUGUGGGCUGCCUCUGCAGUGCAACGUACAGGCUGCAGAACGGCAUCGCCUGGCGACUGGAGCCCCCCUUUCUGCUGUUACCUCGAAUAGUUUGCAAUAAAAUGUUGAUUUACCAAUAAAGA
Oxyura jamaicensis (ruddy duck) is the source of this 2738-nucleotide messenger RNA. Its product is annotated as lymphocyte antigen 6E-like. The coding region runs from base 215 to 595 and encodes 126 amino acids. Lineage: Eukaryota; Metazoa; Chordata; Aves; Anseriformes; Anatidae. Gene Ontology annotation, molecular function: acetylcholine receptor inhibitor activity. The record is from RefSeq and is a predicted model, not a curated record. The transcript is spliced from 3 exons.